Messenger RNA from Parasteatoda tepidariorum (common house spider), 3180 nucleotides. The record is from RefSeq and is a predicted model, not a curated record. Lineage: Eukaryota; Metazoa; Arthropoda; Arachnida; Araneae; Theridiidae.
UUCCUAAGCAUUUUGUUUCUAUUUUUUUUUUCUGUUUUGAAUUGGAGAUAUUUGCAGCUUAAAUAAGUCUAUUUGUUUAUGUAUAAACUGAAAAUACACUUUUUCUUGGAAAAUUUAAAAUCUAUAUGCACGCUAUCUUUGUGGAUAACUCUUUUGAACUACUCAGCAAUCUUAAUUUAUUUUUUCAAAAAUAAAAAACCUGAUUUGAGUCUGAUCAAUUCUUUCAUUCCUACUUUUGUUUCCCCUUCUUUGCAAUUCACCUGUUCGAAUAGACGUCAUCAGCAGUUUGACGUGGUAAAACACUAGAGUAAAUCACAUAUUAACAAUAAGAGUUAUGUAACUUUUUCUCUUCAUUUACUGUUUUAUGAGAAAAAAUGAGCAAUAAAAAUUUUUUAUUUUAAAGUAAAUUAUUUUUUUAUUCUUAUUUUUAUGUGCUUUUUCAAUUGUCAUUUUUAAGGAGUUCUAUUUUCUACAGGGUUGGUAAAGAAACCUAAAAUAUGAUUUUUCUUGGUUUAACCCACUGGCGGCUUUGCAAAUGGGCAAAAUUGGGAGAAUGUUUCUCCCAUAUACAUUAUUUCCCUAUCUAAUAACAUGGGAAAACCGGUUUCGCUAUGCGGAGAAGACUGCAGGUCAAAUUACGACUUUUUACGUGCAGAACCGUCAGUGGGUUAAACCAGUUUCUUUUAUUUAAACCAGUUUUUUUGGCUUAUUUGAGACAUAAGGUUAAAUAAUGUAUGGUAUAAAUAAAAGGUAUCUAAGUUAUUAUAAGGUAUAAUCAUGAAAUUUUUUUAACUAUUAAUUAAUGUUAUCAAUAAACAACUAAAACAUAUCCAUCUUCUUUCUAUAAACAUUCCAUAAUAAAAAAGAAUAACUGAAGAUUUUGAAUAAUCUUAUAUAUAUUGUUGGAAAUAGUGUGACCAAUCAGUUGGAUCUUCCCAUUUAUAACUCUUUUUCCUCACUCACCAUAAAGCAGGCCGCGCAGCACUCCUAUAUUUCCUAUUAAUCUGGAAAAAUUGCUAUAGUUCCUAUAUUUUCUGUAUUUUUUUCCUUAAUUUUCCCUUAUAAUCCUUCCUCAACGUCCGCGCUCCCGAUUUGCGCUAGUCUGAUGUCAAUCAUCAAACCACACCUAAAAAUUCUUUAACCAAUCAUCCGUUUGCAAUGUCUCAACCCAGCUGCACCAUGUACAAGUAAAAGUGAAUCGUCAGCAAGUGAAGGAAAUAUAUGUGAGGGUUGUGGAAUGAGAUAUAGAAUAGAAAGGGUGUGAAAAGAAGGAACCCAGAACGAAGCAAUAUAUUUUAGUGUUGUCAUGCGGAUUCAAUAAAGUGAUUUUCGUUUUCAAAAAAAAUGCCUGCUGGAAAAACUAAAUUUCAGCUCUCAUGACUUGAAGUUCUCAACAAAAAUGGGGAUUUAUUAAGUAAUUGGUGUCAAGAAGGUAAAGAUGGGGAUACUGCAUACUGUAGUCUCUGUAACAGUUGUGUUCAAUUUUCGAAUAGUGGAAUUUCCCAACUACUGCAACAUUCUAAUGAGAAAAAGCAUCAGCUGGCCGCCAAAGAAGCAAAAGGGCGGGGGAAGUUGUUUGGAAAAAAAGAUAGCUCUAGUACUACAACUGGAACCAAUUCAAAAGUUGUGAUGAUGCAGUUGAGCCAAAACCAAAAAGUUGCAAAGGCUGAAGCUUUGUGGGCAAUGAAAGUCGCAGUGUCCAAUUAUUCAUUUGCUUCAAGUCAGGAUAUUGUGCCGUUAUUUCAGGCUAUGUUUGAAGGUAACUCUAUCAUUAAUCAAAUGCAGUUUAGUGACCGGAAAGUUUCCUACAUAUUGUCUCAUGGCCUUGGGCCAUACUUUCAAAAUGAAGUAAUCAUCCAGUUAAAAAAGUCUCCUAGUUUGUUUACUUUGGCUUUCGACGAAACCACAACAAGCCAAAUUAAGAAGCAACUGGACAUAUAUAUCAGAUUUUGGAGCGAAGAGUGUGAUCAAGUUGUUAGUUCUUAUCUAAAUUCAGUCUUUUUGGGGCAUGCAGAUGCCAAUAAAAUCUGUUGUAAUUUAGUAGAGACUUUAAAUAAUCAUAAAUUGCCUCUAAGUACACUUUUAAUGCUUAGUAUGGAUGGACCGAAUGUAAAUAAAUCAGUUGCUAAAAAAUUAAAGGAGAGACUGGCCCUGGAAAACUCACCAGAACUUGUCGAUUUUGGGACAUGUUCCCUUCACAAAGUUCAUAACUCAUUUUCCAAAGCCGUAUCUUCUUUUUCACUUGAUUUAGAUCAGUUUGCAAAUGACCUUUUUGGUUUUUUUAAAUUAAGUGCAGCAAGAAGAGAAGAUUUGAAAGAACUGCAAAGCCUCCUCAAUUUUGAGCAAAAAUUUCUUUUGAGACACGUUAAUUCUCGAUGGCUUACACUUGGUCCUGUACUAAACAGGAUUAUUUUAGUGUAUCCUGCAUUGAAGGAGUAUUUUAUAAAUUUUUUGCCAAAGCAAAAAAACUUUUUAACGAUUCAAAGUAAUUCAAGGUAUCUGAGAAUUGUUAAGGAGUUAAAAGAUCCUGCAUCUUUAGCAGUUAUUGAAUUUGUUUCUGAUACCAUUCCAAUUUUGGAUUCAUAUUUAGCAAUUUUUCAAACAGAAGGACCUCUGGUGCAUCUUUUGUACAACUAAACCAAUGAAUUGUUACGAAAUAUUAUGAUCAAUUUUGUAAAAGAAAGCUUGGUUUCUAUGAAAUAAGGCGUCCCUUUAUACAACAUUAACAUUGAUGACACGGCAAACUUAAAACCAAUUCAAGACAUUAACAUAGGAGUAGCUACCAAAAGGACUGUUUUAAAGCUUAAGGAACCAGACCGUAAACAUCUCAGAUUUGAAUCAAAAAAAUUCCUUGUAAUGUUGACAAUUUCUAUACGAGAAAAUCUCCCCAUUUGUAAUAAUUUCUUAAAGCAUAUGAAAGUGUUGUAGUAUCAUGAGGAAUGACUCCUCUGAUAAUGCUGUAAUGAGACUGUGCAAAAAAAUGAAACCUCUUCAUCUUAUAAAGAAGUUGACACAAUUGUCAGAAAAUGGCAAACAUAUUGUUUGGAUGGUGAUAACAACAAACUCUGUGAUCAGUUCACUUCUCUCAUUCAUUCUGAAAAUUCUGCUGUUAAGUAUGAAAGAGUGGGCAGUUAUUGGGCCAAAGUGCUCAAACUAACUGACAAAUACACCGGUGUACUA